GCCAUAGUUUAUGAAGGUCAGGACAAGAAUCCAGAAAUGUGCAGAGUUCUUCUCACUCAUGAAAUUAUGUGCAGCCGAUGCUGUGACAAGAAAAGCUGUGGAAACAGGAACGAGACUCCGUCAGACCCGGUGAUCAUUGACAGAUUCUUCCUAAAGUUCUUCCUCAAGUGCAAUCAGAACUGUCUGAAGAAUGCAGGGAAUCCACGAGACAUGCGCAGAUUCCAGGUUGUCGUAUCGACGACCGUCAAUGUGGACGGCCACGUCUUGGCUGUCUCCGACAACAUGUUUGUACACAACAAUUCCAAGCAUGGGCGAAGGGCUCGCAGACUCGACCCUUCAGAAGGUACGCCUCCUUAUCUGGAGAAUGCAGCCACCCCAUGCAUCAAGGCUAUCAGCCCCAGCGAGGGAUGGACCACUGGAGGUGCCACUGUCAUCAUCAUUGGGGACAACUUUUUCGAUGGCCUACAAGUCGUGUUUGGCACUAUGCUUGUAUGGAGUGAGCUGAUAACUCCCCACGCCAUCCGUGUUCAGACUCCGCCUCGGCACAUCCCUGGUGUUGUGGAAGUCACGCUGUCCUACAAGUCUAAGCAGUUCUGCAAAGGUGCCCCUGGGAGAUUUGUCUACACUGCCCUGAAUGAGCCCACUAUCGACUACGGUUUCCAGAGGCUGCAGAAGGUCAUCCCCAGACACCCUGGCGAUCCUGAGAGGUUACCAAAGGAGGUGUUACUGAAGAGGGCGGCCGAUCUUGUUGAAGCCCUGUAUGGAAUGCCCCAUAAUAAUCAGGAGAUCAUUCUGAAGAGGGCAGCCGACAUCGCAGAGGCCCUGUACAGCGUUCCCCGCAACCACAACCAAAUCCCGUCUCUCGCUAACACAGCCUCCCACGGCAUGAUGGGAGUCAACUCCUUCAGCAGCCAACUAGCAGUCAAUGUGUCUGAGUCACAAGGGAACGACCAAGUGGGCUACAGCCGGAACACCAGCAGUGUGUCCCCUCGGGGCUACAUCUCCAGCAGCACCCCACAGCAGUCGAGCUACAACACAGUCAGCAACAGCAUGAAUGGCUACGGCAACGCCGGUAUGAACCUGGGAGUGCCAAGCUCCCCUGGGUUCCUCAACGGAUCCUCUGCCAACUCCCCAUAUGGAAUUAAACAAAAGAGCGCCUUCGCCCCUGUGGUCCGACCCCAGGCCUCCCCACCCCCCUCCUGCACCAGCGCCAACGGCAACGGACUGCAAGGUGAGCCCCCCUCACCCCCUCAUCCUUUCCCUACGGACUACUGGUCAGAUACCGCUGCUCAGGCCUCUGUCCGGUUUGCCAUGUCCGGCCUGGUUGUCCCUCCAAUGUAAAUGCACUUUUGUCAUCUCAAGCACCAGUCGACACACUACCACUUCACAGGACACCUCCCCCCCUCUCGCCCCCAAGCACACUGCAAAACGCUGGUGUAUUGUAUAGUCAAUCGCUUGUUCUACGGAAAGAAAAAAAAAAGACUUUUUUAAUGACUGUCACAACCUACAGGAAAAAAAAAGAAUUUCACGAGGAACAAUGUUUUUUUUCUGUGGGAUUUUUUUUUCUUUUUUUCGUUCUCUCCCACAUUUUACUCCCCUUGAAGAGGACGCAGGAUGAUGAAGGAUUUAUUUUGUAUACCUGUCGAGCUGUGCUUUGGCCUUGGACAAGUCCAGUCAGACACUCUCAAUACUAAAAAAGGACUGUGUAGACUCACCAUCUGGUUGUAAAGUAAAAACACUGAUGUACAGUACAUUUGCCAACAAAUUUGUUUGCCUCAGAUUGUUCUGUUUGUUUCAACUCUCUUUUAAUAGAUCCACAACAGUUGUGCGUCUUUAUAAUGUGACUUUUUUGUAUUUUUACGUGUGAAAAAAAAAAUACACAGGGGCCAAGACGGUUUGAAUUUCAACUGGAAAAUUAUAUGAAAUAUAUAAUUUAGAAACUUGAUCAAAAAAAGUACAAUAAAUAUGAGUAAAAAAAAAAGAACAAAAAAAAAAUGGGGAGGGGCCGGGCAGACAAUGUUGUAUCAUGUUUCAUUCCUGCAUUUUAACUUAAAUUUUGUAAUUUAUUGUAGCUAGAAAUCAUCUUCAAAAGAAAAAAAAAUCUCUGACUCAACAAGCACACUGAUGUGUACAAAAACACUGCUCUGUUGAUGAAUAUGAUGUACUUCCACGUCUAGAGCUUCCUUUUAAGCAAGUGUGUUUUGCCAUGUUUUUUCAACUUUUUUGCUAGCACUGUAAAUUAAUGCAUUCCUAGGCUACUGUGAAGUCUGUUUCUUGUUGAUGAGGAGCAGUCUCCUUUUGGCUCCAACUCCCUUCGGUGUUUUAUAUGUAGUUAAAAAGAUGUAGACUAUUGUGAUAUUGCCAAACUUGUGCUAAAUAUUUAUACAUCUGUCUUUUUCAUGUUCUUUUAGAUCAACUAAAAAAAGGUAAAAAAAAAUUAUAAAAUCCAUUCAGAAUGUAGGAUAGUAGUUCAUUGUCACAUUUCUGUUUUAAUACACACUUGCGCUCACUGAAGGAAAUUUUGUAACAUAUCAACUAUAAAUAAUGUAUUUAUCUCUGAAAUUUUGUAUAUUGCUUUUCAUUAUGUAUGUAUUAAUCAUCAUGCCCUUAAUAUAGUGAUGCAGCACAGAUAAUUCAGCCAAGAACUGUUGCCUUCAUUUGUUUUUCUUUUUGUAUUUGAUGAAAUGCAAUGUGCAUAUACUUCAUGUGUAUCCUCAAAAUUUGUGUUACACCGUCAAGACUCUCUGUCCAUUUUUUUAAAGGGAAGUCAAACUUCAUUGUUUAUUUUUAUAUUGAUUUUAAAUUAUCUAUACAGACCAUUUUGGAGAAAACUUUGUUGGUUGUACUGUCAAAUAAAUUGUUUGUGAACCAUAUGAUAGUUGUUAAGAUCCAAUAGAGACUAACGUGCAUGAGGGACAACCUUGGAGAUAAAAAAAUGACUCCAUCUGUGGUUGUAUUUUUUUCUGUUUUGUAGAAUGUAUAGAAGUCAUUUUUACUCACCACUUAAGACUCUGCGACAUAGCUUAAAUGUGUUUACAGGGAWGAAAAUUUGAAAUUGCCAUCAUUUGGAAUGAAAACAGAAAUAAAAAAGUGAUGUUUUAUUAUUAAAAUUUUCAGUAAAAUGAAAUAACUCGAUAGUUCCUCAACUGUGGACUUCUUCAGUUUUAAGCACAGUUUGGAUGGCAGACAAACUGACAAUCAGGACCAAGAAAAAGACAGUAAGACCCAUCYGAGGACAAACCUGUGAUUCAUCUGUAAGAUGUAGUGUUUAGACAUUGCUAUGGAGAUAACUGUUUGAAAUCUGUGGAAAAGUGUAACAUCCAUAAAAACAAUGAAAACUGC
Messenger RNA from Austrofundulus limnaeus, 3342 nucleotides. RefSeq names its product EBF transcription factor 3. Gene Ontology annotation, molecular function: DNA binding; DNA-binding transcription factor activity. The record is from RefSeq and is a predicted model, not a curated record. NCBI's taxonomy places the organism in Eukaryota, Metazoa, Chordata, Actinopteri, Cyprinodontiformes, Rivulidae. Gene Ontology annotation, biological process: regulation of DNA-templated transcription.